GGAGGAGGAGGAGGAGGAGGAGGAGGGCGGGGGCCAUGGCGGGGCCGUCGCCGCCGCCGCCGGGCCCGGAGGCACCGCGGUACCAGGAGUGGAUCCUGGACACGAUCGACUCGUUACGCUCGCGGAAGGCGCGGCCCGACCUCGAGCGGAUCUGCCGCAUGGUGCGGCGGCGGCACGGCCCCGAGCCCGAGCGGACGCGGGCCGAGCUGGAGAAGCUCAUCCAGCAACGGGCCGUGCUCCGCGUCAGCUACAAGGGCAGCAUCUCCUACCGCAACGCCGCCCGCGUCCAGCCGCCCCGCCGCCCGCCGCCGCCGCCGCCGCCGCCCGCCCGCCGCGCCGAGCCGCCCGUCAGCCUCCGCGACGCCGCCCGUUACCUCGGCGGCGACGGGCGAUUGACCCGCGGGCGGCUGCAGGGGUCGGCGUUACCGGCCGACGGGGGGCUCGGCGCCGCCGGGGGGCCCUGCGGGGGCGGCGGCGGCGGCGGCGGCGGCGGGUCGGGGCCCGGAGCCGCGCCCGGGGCCGGCGGUAGCGGCGGGGGGCGGAUGGAGCGAACCCGCCUCGCCACCAUCGCCAUGGCCCGCGCCGAGCGCGGCCGAGGGGCCGCCGGCCGGGCCCGGAAGCCCCCCCGCAGCGGCAUUGAAGCAUCAGUGAAAGAGGAGGAGGAGGAAGACGAGGAUGAGGAGGAAGACGGGACGGGCUCGGAGGCCUCAGAGGACGGGGGGACCCCCCGGCAGCUGAACGGCGAGGGUCGGGGGGGCCCCCCGCUUCGCCCGCCCGGGCAGCCCCCCACCGAGCGGCCCCCCCAGCCCAAGGCCUGCUCCCCGGGGGAGAGCGCCUGCCACCACCUGGCCCCCCUCAAAAAAGAGGGGGCCUUCGGGCAGCCCGACAGAGCAGUGUCCCCGGCGCUGGCGGGCGCCGAGCCCUCGGUGCCCCUGUCCCCGGGCCGGCCGGGCCCCCAGGCCGCCGACGGGGCCCCCUUCAGCUGCACGGCCGGGAAGAAGGAGAAGGCGGCCGACCCCGUGGAGUGGUCGGUGCGGGACGUGGUGGAUUAUUUCACCGAGGCCGGCUUCCCCGAGCAGGCCACCGCCUUCCAGGAGCAGGAGAUCGACGGGAAGUCGCUGCUGCUGAUGCAGCGGGCGGACGUGCUGACGGGGCUCUCCAUCCGCCUGGGCCCCGCGCUCAAGAUCUACGAGUACCACGUCAAGCUGCUGCAGCGCAGCCACUUCCACGACGAGGAGCCCCCCCCGGAGCCCUUCCCCGCCUGACCCCCCCCUCCCCACACACCCCACACCCCACAC
Messenger RNA from Phalacrocorax carbo (great cormorant), 1298 nucleotides. Lineage: Eukaryota; Metazoa; Chordata; Aves; Suliformes; Phalacrocoracidae. The record is from RefSeq and is a predicted model, not a curated record.